GAAUAGUAUAUAUAUAUUGAUAAAAUGAACAUGUUCAAUGGAUCUCCAGAAAAAGAAACAAUGAUGGGAUAAGUAAAAGACAUUUAUAAUUUACCUCCAAAAGAGUUUGGACCUUAAGAUGAGAAUGUGAUAGAAUGUGAAGAUGUAUCAAAGGGUAUCCUAAUCUUUAAUUUUAUAGAGUUUAAUUUAAUUGGAAGAGAUGAGAAGGUUUAUGCUCUUAAAGAGAUUAAUUUAAAAUAAAAUGAUGAAUUUUAUCCAAUAAAAAGGGGAGAAUUUGUAAUAAUUAGAGGACCAUCUGGUGGUGGAAAAACUACUUUUUUAAAUUAAAUAGGAACAAUUGAUACUCCAACUAGUGGGUCAAUAAGUUAAUAAUAAUAAUAAAUAUGAUAGGAUUAUUGGGAUAAGAAGUGAAUAAAUUAUCAAAAGAUUCUUAUUUGAGUGAAUUAAGAUUGACAACAAUUGGAUUUGUGUUCCAAACAUUUAAUUUAAUAGCCACAAUGACAGCUUAUGAAAAUGUAGAAUUACCAAUGAGAAUAUUGGCGAAAUUAGUAAAUAAUUAUAUAUAUAAUAGUCAGAUAAAGAAAUAAAAAAGAGAGUGAGAGAAUUAUUAAAAAGUGUAGGACUAUAGGAUAGAAUGGAUCAUUUACCAUCAGAAUUAUCUGGUGGUGAAUAAUAGAGAGUAGCAAUAGCUAGAUCUUUGGCUAAUUCACCUUAGAUUUUAUUAUUAGAUGAACCUACUGGAGAUUUAGAUUCAAAAUCAACAGUAGAAGUAAUGGAUAUAUUAUUGAAACUUAAUAAUUUUGGAUAUGAAGAAUCUAAUCGAACACCUUGUACUAUGAUUAUGGUAACACAUAAUCCUGAUCUUGAAUGUUAUGCUCAUAGAAUUAUUUAUAUCAAAGAUGGAAAAAUUGAAAAAUAAGCUAUAAAUGAGAGAUAAUCCCCAUUAAGAUAUGAAUAGUACCUUCACUAUCUUAACAGUUAAAACUGA
Molecule: messenger RNA, 988 nt
Organism: Paramecium sonneborni
Lineage: Eukaryota; Ciliophora; Oligohymenophorea; Peniculida; Parameciidae
Source: the annotation of a GenBank genome assembly